Blepharisma stoltei is the source of this 2641-nucleotide messenger RNA. Lineage: Eukaryota; Ciliophora; Heterotrichea; Heterotrichida; Blepharismidae. The record is from the annotation of a GenBank genome assembly.
AUGCCAAAAGGCUUACUUCUAUUAUUAAGCCUUUUAUGGGUUCGUAUAAGUUCAGAAACAGAAUUCCAAAUCCGCAAUGGAUGCCCAUUCUUUGAUAUAAACAGCAAAAUAAAUCUACUGCAAGAGGACACCUACUUCAAUGAUAAUGAAAAGCUUGAAGUUUAUAUAAAAGGCUUUAUCAACAAAGAAUCUCUUUUCAGCACAAUCCACCAGGUAAUUCCUAAUGACUGAAAAGAAAAAGUCCAAAUAAAAGAUAUCAGAUACCUCCACCCUUCAGCAGUCUGAGUCCCUGAAAGAAAUUUAUUUUUAGUAGCUAUGCGGGUAUGGGUCUUAUCUAGAAUUUGCUUUAUUUAUACUACUUUUUAUGAUAAAGACUGGAAAGAAGUUAAAGAUGAAAUUAUAAUUGGGUCAACAAAAGUCCCUUCUGUAUUAGACAUACCUAUAAAUAAAAAUGCUUUUUUUGAGAGAAGUUAUUUCUUGCUAACUUUUUCUCCCUUAUGGAAUUUUUAAUAUAGGGUCCAGUUUAUCCAUGAAACUUUUCUCUGAAAUAUCAUGGGACUCAUUGUAAGAUGAAUGCUUGGCACAGGGUAAUGGCAUAGAUUUUGCUAUGGGGAGGGAGACUCUAGGUGAAAAACAGCUGAGCCAAGUUAGGGAAAGGCAAGGUAACGCAGCCCGUGGGGUAGCUAACCGCCAUUUGUUCAAAAUGUUCGACAAGAUCAAAAGGGUCACUAAUUUGGCGAUCUCAUGGGGCUUUGAUAGUUAUCCUGCAGAUCAGGCAACACCCUAAGCACUUUAACUAUUAGACAUUCCUCAUUCCUGGAGUAUUGAAAACAGCGGCCCAGAAGACGGACGGCUUUUCAGAGCGUUUUCUGAUCAAUUUUUUAUUGCUUUUAAUAUGAAAAAGCUUGAUUUAUCAGCACGGCCUAUGUUUAUUUAUAGCUAUACCACAAAGAAAACCCAGCAGCUUUUUAUUCCAGAGCAUCAAGGCAAAGUCGUAAUUAUGGAAAAAAACUGGUCGCCUCUCAUUAUAGAUAACGAGCAUUUAUAUUUCGUAUAUAACUUCGAAAAUUUCCAAAUAAUUAACUGUAAAACUGAUGGAAAUUGCAUUAGGGUACAUGGAGAUUAUAAAUGGAAGCCAGGAUUCCUAAGAGGUGGGUCCCCGUUUGUCAGGUUUAGGAAUUCUAAUUAUUAUAUUGCUCUCAGCUGGACCCACACAGAGCUCCCAAAAGAAGGAUGAUGCUAUUUAUACAGGCCAGCCCUUACAAUAGCAUAUGCAGCUGCUGCAAACCCUGAUUUUGAUCUAGUCUACACAAGUGAGCCAAUUGAUUUUCAUAAAAGGCUCUUUAUUAAGCCUGCAGGGCCAAAAGACUCUCUUGAUGACAUAAAUAGCUGCCAUACCUGGCUAAUGUCCAAUUCUAUAGCAAAAUGAGACUUUGAAAAUGAUAUAGUCGACAUCACGCUUACACAUCAGGACAAUUAUCCUGUAGCAGUAAAAGCUACAGGCUUGACAAAGCUAGUGAAAAGCAUAAUUGAGCUAUAUGAGUAUGGGAAACUCCCACAAGAAGACCAUUGUGCUGAUAAGCUGCUUUAUUUUUACUAUAAUAGAGAUGACUUGGCUUAUCCUGGAAAAGGAAUGGAAGAAGGAGAAUUCGAAAAAAAAAUCAAGCCGAACUGCCAGAAAGGGGAAUAUGUUGAGAAGACGUCAAAGAAUAAAACAGAAGAGUGGCCCUGAGUUUUUGAAGAAUAACUUUAUGCAUAUCCAGAUGUGGCUUUUUUGAUGCAGAGAGCUGCAUGAGUGCAAGCUAGAGGGCCAGCACAUUUCCGCUGAUUUCAGCUUUGCUCAAGAAGCAGUUUUUGUAAAAAAAAGCUAGAUAUUUAUAGAGAUGGUUUCUCAGGCUCUCAACAAUGACUAUUAACUUAAAAAUCGGCCUGGCUCCAAUCUUGCAGCUUUCCUGUUGCUAAGUGGAGCCAGCAUAAGGGCUUAAAUGCACAUAACUUGCUAUAAUUUAAUCUGAGCCGGCGUCUGAUUCCUGUCAAAGUAAAAAAUAUUUAGAAUGCCAUAAGCUUUGUGCUGAGUGUGAAGUUUACGAUUAUUGCAAAAGCUGCGCAGACCCAAAUUCAAGCCCAGUUUCGGGCUAUUGUAUCUGCAAUGACGGGUAUUAUUCAAAAGGUGAUAUCUGUAAAAGUAAUUUUCAUUAUAGAAUGCUCAAAUGGCUGCGCAAAAUGUUCAGCCAGAAAUAAUUGUUUGGCUUGUAAAAACCCAAAUACUGUUAUUGAUAAUGGUAUUUGCAAAUGUGUUGAAGGAUUUGUAGAGGUGUAUGACCAAGCCAGCUCAGAAUUUGUGUGCAAAAGUAAUAGCUAUGUAGCUUAUGACCCAAAUCAAAAGUUUGGCUGUUAUAGAGGUAGGUCAGAAAUAGAGCUAAGCGAGUAUCAAAAUGUAAUGAAAAUGACUUUUGGGUAUCAGGAAACAGGCCAGCGAUUGGGUGUAUUUUUAUCAACACAGAAAGAACUUCCAAGCAUAGAAGAAAAUAAAUUUUGUGAAUCCGAUAUCACAAAAAAUAAGGUAGAAACCCUGAAAACUAGCUGAAUUGAAGAUGGCUUUGAGAUUGAAGUCGAUAUAAAAAUUACAAAACUAAAAUAA